UGUAUGUAGGAUCGCCUGUCUUAGCAUUCAUAGCACACGUCGCAGAGGAAAGGGAGAUCGCGCAGAUGCCAGUUUUAAUAGAAGUCUAUUCAAAACAGAUCUGUAAUGUGCCACAUGCGGUCAUAAAAAAUCAUCUUUGAUUCCCUGAGGAGGUGAGAAGUUGCUGAGGAGACAAACGGUAUCAUCAUCGUGUAACUUCAACCCCACAAGCAACAGAUUGCGUAAGUCUGCAAGCUCCCUACACUGCCGGUGCUUGAGCCGUGACCUAUAUGAAGUCGCUCCCUCAGCCUGGCCACACAUAUGCUCGGGAUAGAGAGAGGAGCCACGACCCAUGAAUGAUACAACAGCAUACUGCAUAACACCAUGACACGCUGACAGCCCGGCGUCUGAUGGUUGCCAUAGCAACGUAUUACGAAGUAGGCUAGCUCGGAUGUUGUCACUUACAUCUUUCUCCUAUGAUUGUUACAGUUUGGUUGAUGACUUUUCUGUCGGCGGCCUCAAAGAACACAGAGUGCCACUCGGAUAACGAUGUCAUAGACUGCUUCUACUGCACGACGGUCUCCCCCUCCCGCGACGACUACUGUGGGGACCCUUUCAACACAACUCACCCCCAGCUAACCAAGGUGCCAUGCAAGGGAUACUGCGCCAAGUGGGUCACAGAACUCGCUUCCGGCGCUGUACAUUACACACGCACUUGCUCCAAAGAUAUCAACAUGAAGAUGCACAAGCACCUGGUGUGUAUGAAAGAGAGGGGGUCUCGAUACGGCCAUCUUUGCUUCUGCGACCAGACUGAUUGCAAUGCCGCAGUGCCUGCUGGUACUUCCGGUUCGUGGGCCGCAACCUUGACCUUAACUGCUCUACAGUUUUUUCUGAUGAAUAUUUUCCCAACAUGAUAUUCUUUCGAGCACUUAGAACUGUGGUUAAUAUUUAUAUCUGUCGGCCCAGCCGCAUGGGAAAUUGUGUCCUGAUUAUUGUAUGACAAGUAUUGUCAGUAUUUGCCUUCGCAUGACAUGCAGUGUAUCAGGGUUUUGUAAUGUACAUUUUCCAAGUCACUUUAUUGAAGUCAUUUUGACACAUUUUAUAUUGUUGAUCAAUGUUUGUUGAUAUUAUAUCAGUAUUUCAUUUUCACAUUUUUAUAUGAUUUGAACUGUUGUGACAGGAAAUGACGCUUUUUGGCUUAUAAAUUUCCCCCAUAACUGUCAAUCUGCAUGAUACUGGAUAUGCACUUCAUUGUAAUUAAGGUGACAGAAACAGCGUGUGUUUUACAGGUAAUCAGUCCUUUGUUCGCUGGAAUAUUAAUGUAUAGUUGUAAGCUUUAUUGAAACAAGUGGAAUUCGACAUUACUGAACAAGAGCAUGGACGGACUCGCGUGUAACGUGUUUUGAUCUUACAUUUGAUGUGGUUCGAUAAAAAUAUAUUUGUAACGAACAAUGAUUAUUUCAUGCCAUGGUUAAGUAUGGAAAAUGAAAUUUCAAAAACACUGUCAAAGUAAUUCUUAAGUUGGGGCGAACGUAAAUGAGGUCUGACGUUGCGUUCAAGACACCUGCACUUUCUAAUCAUGCAGGUAUGUCUGAGUGUGUGUGUGCUGUAAGAGGGCUAUGCUACCCAACGAUAUUUGAUUCCGAGCUCGAUUAGUCGAUGUUGAGCGUUUAAAAAGUAACACCAAUUCCAUCCUUAUUCUGGAAUCACUGGGUGUCACUUCUUUACUGUCAAUAAAGUAGAAUACGAACGAAAACAAUUUUUUUGAUAUCUUGUAAAGGAUAUCCUAAAAGUCACCGUCCGUGAUUAAAAUUUAACAAAAACUUUGUAAAAUAGCAAUAAAAACACAAAAAACGUACUCGUAUUUCCGCCUAUUACGGAAACACCCGACAGUUAAUGAGCAGAGGGGGUAUCACGUGACAUGCCAUCAUAUGUGCCUGCUGCUGCUGGCUUCCUCGUGGAUUUUACC
Haliotis rubra (blacklip abalone) is the source of this 1948-nucleotide messenger RNA. RefSeq lists its product as uncharacterized. The record is from RefSeq and is a predicted model, not a curated record. Gene Ontology annotation, biological process: regulation of synaptic transmission, cholinergic; sleep; positive regulation of voltage-gated potassium channel activity. NCBI's taxonomy places the organism in Eukaryota, Metazoa, Mollusca, Gastropoda, Lepetellida, Haliotidae. Bases 456 to 893 code for a protein of 145 amino acids. The transcript is spliced from 3 exons.